Aedes aegypti (yellow fever mosquito) is the source of this 384-nucleotide messenger RNA. RefSeq names its product nectin-3-like. Bases 40 to 384 code for a protein of 114 amino acids. Gene Ontology annotation, biological process: cell-cell adhesion. The record is from RefSeq and is a predicted model, not a curated record. NCBI's taxonomy places the organism in Eukaryota, Metazoa, Arthropoda, Insecta, Diptera, Culicidae. The transcript has 2 exons. Gene Ontology annotation, cellular component: cell-cell junction. Gene Ontology annotation, molecular function: cell adhesion molecule binding.
GUAUUUCGGGUGCAUCACAACGCGAGAAUUCUGUGCGUCAUGGAGCAUCCCACACUCAAAAUGCGUCAAAACGCCUCGAUCCUGCUAGACGUUCAGUAUACGCCCUCGUUUGCCAUCACCCGGACGCCCGGCUUCGGCUAUCCGCUGCGGGAAGGCAUCGAAGUGUCGCUCAAAUGCGACGUCGACUCAAAUCCACCGUCAAUGCCGGUCUGGCAGAAAGACGACGGCGAAACUCCGGUGCCGCAGACUGGCGAUGGAUUCCUCAAUUUCAGCUCCAUCCGGCGGGAACACUCCGGCUGGUACAAGUGCACCUCGCGGCAUCUCAAUUUCCAGUACUCGAGCAUUGGAUACUAUCUGAGCGUGAGAUGUGAGUAUACAGUUUGA